Xylona heveae TC161 is the source of this 1008-nucleotide messenger RNA. Its product is annotated as aldolase. The record is from RefSeq and is a predicted model, not a curated record. Gene Ontology annotation, molecular function: 4-hydroxy-tetrahydrodipicolinate synthase activity. The transcript has 2 exons. Bases 76 to 1008 code for a protein of 310 amino acids. NCBI's taxonomy places the organism in Eukaryota, Fungi, Ascomycota, Xylonomycetes, Xylonales, Xylonaceae.
AGAUGCCUAAUGUCCGAGUGCAUUUAUCUUCCUUUGAAUUUUUGAGUAAUUUUAAUUUUUUAAGAUACCCACAUCAUGCCUUCCAUACAACCUCCGCGGUAUGGGGUUUAUACUCCCAUGGUGACAUUCUUCCACGAGAAUGAGGACAUUGAUUAUGACAGCAUCACCCAGCAUGUCCAGAGGCUCCUUGGAAGCGGCGUCGCUGGUCUAGUCGUGCACGGAAGCAAUGGCGAAGCCACACAUUUGUUACGUGAAGAACGAGCCCAGAUAAUCCGUCACGUUCGCACGGUUGCCAGCAAAGAUUACCCCGAAGCUGUCAUCAUUGCCGGAUGCAGUGCCAACAGUGUGCGCGAGACAUUGUUGAACAUUUCAGAGGCCGAAAAGGCGGGGGCAAAUUAUGCUUUGGUGUUGCCUCCCAGCUACUGGAGUGCCGCGAUGAGCAAGCCAGUUAUCAGAGGAUUCUACGCCGAAGUUGCUAGCAAGUCAGCGCUUCCGAUAGUCAUCUACAAUUUCCCCGGCGUAACAUCUAACAUUGACCUUGACUCGGAUCUCAUUAUUGAUCUAGCCCGGUCCUACCCACAGAUUGUUGGCGUCAAGCUUACGUGCGGAAAUUUGGGCAAGCUGCAGCGUCUUUCUGCGUCUUUUGCUGCAUCCGAAUUUGCUCCCUUUGCUGGAAAAUCAGACUUUCUCCUUCCCGGCUUAACGGCGGGCUCUAAUGGUGUCAUUGCUGCUUUAGCAAAUGUCGUCCCCAAAGUCCAUGUCAAGGCAAUUCAACUUUAUCAAUCUGGAGAGUUCGAGAAGGCACAAGAAAUCCAACGAAAGCUGUCCGUUGCCGACUGGGCGCUUUUGAAGCUGGGUAUCUCGGGGGUUAAGGCGGCCAGCACCAAAUUUUUUGGCUAUGGCAGCUCACAGCCACGGAAGCCAUUGCCUCGGGCAGAGGUGGGUGCAAUUCAAGGAGAAAUCUUGGAUGCUCUUCAAGUUAUGGUAGACUUGGAGAAACAGUUGUAA